Messenger RNA from Laetiporus sulphureus 93-53, 754 nucleotides. RefSeq lists its product as uncharacterized. The transcript has 2 exons. The record is from RefSeq and is a predicted model, not a curated record. Lineage: Eukaryota; Fungi; Basidiomycota; Agaricomycetes; Polyporales; Laetiporaceae. The coding region runs from base 146 to 658 and encodes 170 amino acids.
CCUCGAAGGCGUCUCGUUGGACGACCUCUUCUCCAGUCUCACCAUCUACCAGCAUCCUUGAAAGACUCCUGGCGCUUACCAGGACGCCCCCUAGGAACGACCGACAGACGGACAGCGAUUCUUGUUAUCCUCAAGCGGAUAUCGGAUGCAAUUCUCGAAUGUAUCUGACGCGUUCAUAGUAGGCGAUGACAGCUCCGUGGUGAGUCGUCCACUGUUUCUGGUUAGCUCGUCCCACAAGGUGCAAUCAGCGAGAUACGGGGAGCCUGGCAAGAUCGCCGCGCACUAUACGAUAGCAGACACGAGAUGGAUUGCUACACAUCUUGGUUCGGGCCAUCGUUGGUCGUCUGACUUGCGCCUGCCUGAUGCGGCAUCAUCACUCCGGCGACUCUCGUGUGUCAAGAAGCGUGGAAAUGUUACCUUUCCACCAUGCCUAAAUGGCUUGUCACUCUGUUAUCUCCCCAGCGUUGCCCCUUAUCUCUCGACCUUGCGACGCAUAUCGCUUGCAGCACUCUUUGCUAGAGCCAUCACGGAGCUAUCUUGUCGACGGCGAGGCUUGACACCCAGCUUGCUACUGUGGUUUCUUCAGCGGAUCUGUAGCCAGCUCGUUCUGUGCCCCAGCGCUCAUAACUUGGAGCCAUGGAGCUCCAUGAGGUUCUGACGUAACAUCCUCGCAAGUUUCCCAUAUAUCCGUUCUACCGAUCAUCGUGCAAUGAUCCGGUGCUAAAUGCCAUUCACUCAUGUAUUCAGGGCAACA